CACCCGGUUAGCGUGUGGGGUGAUACGAUAUUUCAGGACGAGAAAUCUUGUCUUGGACUGACCCCCACGAGAAGCCUAGCUAGGAGAGAAGCAAUAGACCGUUCUUGGUGAGGCGUAAGGGGACGGAGGCAGAUACGCAGCGUUUCGGGUCUAGUCGCUGGCGCGUCUUUACGUCGCUUUUAAGAUAUAUUUUUUUUGAUCUGCGCGACGGCAAGAUCGAGAACUUCUUCGCCUCAGUCCGCAACGCCUUCCUGAAGGCCGGCCUCACGCAGAGACCCCGCAACAGCCUACGCGCUGCCCACGCCACGAUGGACGAGAAGAGAGAAGCCAACUCGGACCAGCUCGAGACGGUCGGGCCGAAGCGCGACCGUGUCCUCGACAGCGUCUCCGUGCCGCCCAAUCUCGCGGCUCUGUCGAAGGCCGACUACGACAAGCUCGGCCGCCGGGCGACGCUCAAGAUGGACCUGAUCAUCAUGCCGAUCGUGGUUAUCAUGUACGUCAUGAACUACCUCGAUCGCCAGAACAUCGCCAGCGCCAAGCUCGCCAACAUCGAGGCGGACUUGAACCUGUCGCCCGUCCAGUAUCAGACCGCAGUCAGCAUCCUGUUCUGCAGCUACAUCCUCUUCCAGGUGCCCUCCAACAUGAUAGCCGGCCGGAUCAAGUGGCCCGGCCUCUACAUCUGCGCCAGCAUGACCGUCUGGGGAGGCGUUUCGGCCGUCAUGGCUGUUGUGAACAAUUUCGCAGGCCUCAUCGUUGCCCGGAUUUUCCUCGGAGGCGUCGAGGCGGUGUUCUUCCCCGGGACUUUGUACUUCCUUUCUAUGUUCUACAACCGCAAGCAAUUCGCCCUCCGGACCGCGAUCCUCUUCAGCGGCUCGCAACUCGGAAAUGCCUUCGGCACCUUGUUCGCCCUCGCCGUCAUGAACUUGGAUGGAGUAGGCGGCCUUGCGGGUUGGCGAUGGCUUUUCCUCGUCGAGGGUGUAAUCACUACCGGUCUCGCGUUGUUAUUCGCUCUUAUCCUCCCGAACUCGAACCAGAAGGUCAUCGGUCUCUCUAAGACCGAGACCGAGUGGGUGCAAUGGAACUAUAUCUCGGAUAUGGGCCAGAAAGACGACUCUCACGAGACGUCUUCUUGGGCAGGUUUCAUGAUGGCCAUCAAGGACCCCAAGACAUGGUUAUUUACCGGCAUCUUAUAUUGUACAUAUAUCGACGGCGCCGUAGCGAACUUCUUCCCCAGUGUUGUUGGCGGCCUCGGGUACGACCGAAAUACGACUUACCUCCUAUCGGCGCCUCCCUUUAUUCUCUGCGUUAUCUGCAUGCUUGCCAACGGUUUCCAUUCGGACCGCACGCAGGAGCGCUUUUUCCACAUCGUCGGGACUCUGUCGGUGACGCUCGUCGCCAAUAUCAUCGCCGUCGCGACCACCAACACCGCCGCACGCUACGUAGCUAUGAUGCUGCUGCCCGCGUCCUUCUACGCGUCGGCCAUCGUGACGCUGUCCUGGAUCACGGGCUCGCUCUCGCAGCCGGCGGUCAAGCGCGCCACCGCCAUCGGCCUCAUCAACUCCAUCUGCAACACGCCCAAUAUCUGGUGCAGCUACCUGUACUACGGGCCCCCCACCUACCUGACGGCUUUCAUCGUCAAUCUCGCAGCCACGGUCCUGGCCAUCGCCUUCGCCGUCGCCACGCGCGUCUACCUCCGCCGCCAGAACGGCAAGCUUGAUCGCGGCGAGGACAGCGGCCCGCACGGUCCGACGCCUGCUCAGGUCGUGGCUGGUUUCAGGUUCAUGCUGUGAGGCGGAUGGCACACGAGCGUCAUCCGUCGAAACACAAUCUUCUAGUCUUCUCGGUAGAUAAUUCGCCUGUAAGACAGCUGUGGGUCAGGCUGAGACGUUGGCAAACGAAGUCUCUUUCUUCGUCACUUCGUUACGUCUAUAACUUUCUGCUAUACAUACUAGUUUUAGAUUUAACCGUCUGCGACCUAUUGAUAAAACCGUGAUGGCAAUGCGAGAUACACCGAGUUCACUUAGGAUCGCUUACUAUGCUUUGCCUCGGUGAAUGAAGCCGCCAGUAAACACAUUUGCAACGUGUAACCGGUAGGUGUGUGAUUACACAUGAGAUACUAUCAGUUCCUGUUCUCCGAAUCGGCCCUUCAUAAUCCUCGUGUCACGGUUUAUUACGGCAUUGUAAGCAAGGAUCUGCUCAGCAACAACUCGAGACCUGCGGAUUUGUGACAAGUCCUAAUCGAUCUCUCACGAUCUUGAAUCUCAUCCAAGCAUCUCCGUCCGUGUUCUUCUAGCUAAGAAACCACCGGUCGCUCGGCCUACAGGGACAAUGUUCUAAUAGGGAAGAAGAAGGCAUCCCGGUAUACGGUACCGACGUGGCAUUAUGGGAUCAUGAUGGGAUCAUUAUGGUAUACAUGCAGGCAUGUGUUUUCGGACUACUUCUGAAUACCUGACAUAUUAACAACCGAAGGAACGCAGAUCCUGGCCCCGG
This is a messenger RNA of Durotheca rogersii, 2490 nucleotides long. Its product is annotated as major facilitator superfamily domain-containing protein. The transcript has 4 exons. Bases 309 to 1790 code for a protein of 493 amino acids. Gene Ontology annotation, biological process: transmembrane transport. The record is from RefSeq and is a predicted model, not a curated record. Gene Ontology annotation, cellular component: membrane. Gene Ontology annotation, molecular function: transmembrane transporter activity. Lineage: Eukaryota; Fungi; Ascomycota; Sordariomycetes; Xylariales; Xylariaceae.